Messenger RNA from Portunus trituberculatus (swimming crab), 2503 nucleotides. RefSeq lists its product as uncharacterized. Gene Ontology annotation, molecular function: scavenger receptor activity; protein binding. NCBI's taxonomy places the organism in Eukaryota, Metazoa, Arthropoda, Malacostraca, Decapoda, Portunidae. Bases 424 to 2196 code for a protein of 590 amino acids. The record is from RefSeq and is a predicted model, not a curated record. The transcript is spliced from 14 exons.
CUCGCGGCAGUUUGUCGGUGCAGCGGCACAAGUUUUAUAUCUCUGUAUAUUCCUUGAGCGGCACUGAGAGUGUGUUAUUUCUUGUGCAUGCGAUCUUACUUCGACUAACUGAUGAGACUAUCACAUCAACAACGGAGUUCGGGACAGACGAAGUUAGAAUAGGUGUGACUGUCAGGAUGGCCGUGCACACAGACGGUAUGCGUGGGUGGGCGAUACUGUUCUCCUUAUUACUGAGGUAGCCAAGGACAUUGGAGACACAGCCUCCUCUGGUUCAGUCCCAGGCCUUAAUGCCUUGUACACUGUCAGCAAGCUCUUCCCCGGCAGAUCUGAAAUCGCCUGUAUGGUGGAGGACUCACAACAUGCCUGGCGCAUACAUUUGGCACCUGCACACUCGCGAAACCCUAUAUUCAAAAGAAGGAGAGAAUGGCUCCUGGAGAUCAUGUGGUGGACAGUGAGGGGAGAGACUGCGAGAGGCGCCGUGUGUCACACAGCUGCCGCGCCACUCUACCCUGUGGCCUUCCCCCUCAUGUCUUUCAGAGCUCACCUCGUCCCGGAGUACCUGAGUUACACCAUCAAUGCAGGGGAAGAGCUCCGUGCCAGGCUGCGAGGCGCCAAGCCCUUGGGGAAAGUGUGGUGGCAGCGGGAGCCCAUUCAGGCGGGGGAUGGAGGCAGACCACAUUCACUGCAUAUGGCGAGCUCGUCAUUCCUGCUGCAUUGGUUUCAGGCUCCGGGUUUUACUCCUUCGUCGAUGAGAACAACGUGAACGACACCAGCAUCUUGGGCACGCUGAGUUUGGUGGUGCGAGAGUGUCCCGCCCAUCGCUACGGGGACGGCUGCCGCGGCUGGUGUCCUGAUUGCAUGCACGGGGGCGUGUGUCACCCCCAGACGGGACUGUGCGUGUGUCGUGAGGGCACCAUGGGACACCGCUGCGAGACCCGGUGUGAGAGAGGCAUGGGAGGGCGGCUCUGCUCUGUCCGCUCCCUCACCAUUCCAGGCAAACAGCUGUGCCAACCCUCACCGAUCCCUUGCCGAUGCGUACCGGGUUACACGGGAGCCAGGUGUGACAUUUCAUGCACUGCGGAAAAGUGGGGAUCGAACUGCGAGCAAGACUGUACCCACCACUGCGCUGGCGACUGCGACUCAGAGACAGGAAUGUGUGGUGGAGAGGGACCAUCUCAGUGCGCAGGAGGUGAUGCUGGACUGCCUCGUCUUCGUCAGGCUCCCGAAGUGACGGACAUCGGGGAGGACCAGGCGACCGUCGUGUUCUCUGAAUGGCGGGAAGGUUACGACGAUGGGAACGCGACUCUUUGGGACACACUGACAUACGUCGUCAGGCUGACAAGCAACACCGUAAACAACACCGCCGUGGACACCAUUGCCACUGGUUCCCGCCACACGCUGACGAACCUCACGCCCUUCACCAUGUAUAGAGUGACGGUGAUGGUGAUGGUGACCAGGCAUAACUUGACGUGUAUGGCUGAUGGCAGGGGGAGGGAAAGGGUACAUUCUGUUUCCUUCACUACCACUUGUCCUGAAGAGAUCCCAGCGCCGGUCAUUGUUCAAACUGCGAAGACUUCUGACACGAGUGUCUUUGUGAAAUGGAAGCCUGUGCGACGCCCUCCAGGAUGCGACGUGCAGUACCUUCUGUCCGUCAUCCCAGAGACCUCAAAUGGGACAUCAACGCCCUUGGACACUCAGAAUAUCACACUGACGGAGACGCAUAAGGAGGUGCAGGAGCUGAAGGCGAAUGUAGCGUACACCAUCCAAGUUAUGGCUAAAAGUAAAACGUCUUCCCUCUCCGUGUCUGCCUCCUCCUCCACGCGUCUCAAGAUCCACCCAAGAAGUGUAGGACAUGCGAAGACAGUAGGAGUGGUGGUGGCGGUGUUGGUGGUGGCGGCGGUGGUGGUCGUGGUGGUGUUGUGGCGCAGAAGACGACGUCCGUAUAGUAGCGAGUCUGUCUCCAGUCCACCUGAGGAAGUCUCAUCAUCACCACCACAACCACAACCACAACCAACAACAACAACAACAACUUACAUUCUUUCAUGUAGAAUGGUCGAAAUAGAAGGAAAAGAAGAAGAUGAAGAAAGCGGGAAAGAAGGAGAACCAGAAGGAAAAGAAGAAAAAGAGGAAGAAAAGGAAGAAGAAGAAGGAGGAGGAGGAGGAGGAGAACAAGAAGAACAAGAAGAGCAAGAAUGACAACUAGAACAAAAGCAAGAAGAAAAUGUAUUAAGUGCUCUUUCAAUAAAGAUCCAUGAUUGAAAAAUGAACAAAUAAACAAUCCAUUUUCUGAAGAGAGAGAGAGAGAGAGAGAGAGAGAGAGAGAGAGAGAGAGAGAGAUAGGGAGGAAGUAUGUGAAAUGUAAUAGGAACAAAGGGAGUGUGAAUAGGGAAGCGGACAUGAAUAACUGGGUUGAAAUAUAAGUCACGACUUCUACGCAAUGAUAUCUGCCUAUUAAAAUCCUUAUGUAAUGUUGCUCUAGGUAAAAAUAAAGAUAGUAAUUAUA